UUUUACUAUUUUGUUAUUGCUGGUACUGUACAGUACUUUUCUAUUGCUGGUACCAUAUUAAUUUUAUUUUAUUUUUAAUUUUUCAGACUAGUUUCUUGUUCAAUUAUCAUGGAAGGUAGUAGUGAUACUCCAACAUAUAUAUCAAAAGAUCCGGGAUGGAAUUAUUUUCAAAGAGUUAAUCCAGAUAAUAAAAAUGAUUUAAUUUGUAACUUUUGUCAAAAAGUUACAAAAGGGGGCAUUUAUCGUGCAAAACAACAUCUUGUUGGGGGGUUUCGAAAUACUACGACUUGUAAAAAAUGUCCAUCUCAUGUACGUGAAGAAAUUAAAAAUUUCAUGGAGAAAAAGGCAGAGAAAAGUAAUCUUUCUCAACUUGCAACAAUGGACUUUGAGGAUGUAGACCCUCUUGGUGAUGAUAUUGAUAUGGAUAAUAUUGGAGCUAAAGGUGUGCCACCUAUAAGUACAAGUACAAGUUCUAGAUCAGUGAAUAUGCAAAAAAGGCCCAGACAAAUAGGUCCAAUGGAUACGUAUUUUGCUCCUAAUGUACAAAAAAUUGUUGAAAGUUGAAAGGGUAAAGAAAGACAAUCUACGAUAAAUGAGGCAUACAAGAAAGAAUUGAGGGAAAAAGCUUGUAUGGCCAUAACUGAGUGGAUGUAUGAUGCGGCAAUUCCAUUUAAUGCCGUUAACUAUUCAAGCUUCAAAAGAAUGUUGGACUUGGUUGGCCAAUAUGGUAUAGGUCUAAAAGGACCUAGUUAUCAUGAGGUGCGGGUUCCUUUUCUAAAAAAGGCUGUUGAUAGUGUGACAAAUGAUUACAUUAAGUCGUGUGAAACAGAAUGGGCCAAGUAUGGUUGUAGUUUGAUGGCAGAUGAGUGGACAGACAAAAGGCAGAGAACAUUGAUUAAUUUUUUAGUGAAUUCUCCUAAAGGUUCAGUUUUCAUCGAAUCGGUUGAUGCUUCUGAUUAUGCAAAGACUGGAGAGAAAAUAUUUCAAUUGCUUGAUCGAUUUGUGGAGCGUGUAGGAGAAGUAAAUGUUGUUCAAGUUGUUACAGAUAGUACAAGUAACAAUGUGCUUGCUGGAAAAUUAUUAGAAGCAAAAAGGCCACACUUGUAUUGGACUCCUUGUGCUGCUCACUGCGUUGACUUGAUCUUAGAAGAUAUAGGGAAAUUGCCUGAUUUUAAAGCAACAUUGAAGAAGACAAUGAGUGUGAAUGCUUACAUUUAUGUUCGCCCUGGCAUGGUAAAUAUGUUGAGGCAAUUCACAAGACAAAAAGAGCUUUGUCGGGCAGGUGUCACAAGAUUUGCUACUGCUUUUCUUACUCUUGAAAGGAUGCACCUACAGAAGCAAAAUUUAAGAAAAAUGUUCAUUUCAAAGGAUUAGAUAGAGAGUAAAUGGGCAAAAGAAGCGGCGGGGAAGAAGGUAGCUAAAAUCAUCAUGACACUUAGAUUUUGGAGCAGUAUUGUGCAUAUUUUAAAGAUAUAUGGCCCUUUAGUCCGUGUUCUGAGACUGGUUGAUGGCGAAAGAAAACCUGCAAUGGGUUAUAUUUAUGAGGCUAUGGAUAGGGCAAAAGAAACAAUUAUGAAGGCCUUCAAGGAGAAAGAAGAAAAAUACAAAGAAGUGUUUGAGAUCAUUGAUGCGAGAUGGGAAUGUCAACUUCAUCGGCCUCUGCAUGCUGCAGGACAUUAUUUGAAUCCAGAAUAUUUUUAUUCAUACACAGAUUCAAAUAUCUGUGAAGAAGUGGUGAAUGGUUUGUUUGAAACUAUGGAGAGAUUGGUUUCAAGCACUGCCGAGCAAGAUAAAAUCACUACCCAACUCUCUAUAUAUCGAAAGACAGAAGGGCUAUUUGGGAGAAAUGUAACAAUUAGACAUAGAAGAGCAUUAUCUCCAGCAGAAUGGUGGGAAUGCUAUGGAGCAAAUACCCCAGAAUUGCAAAAGUUUGCUAUUAAAGUGCUUAGCCUCACUUGUAGUGCUUCUGGUUGUGAGCGCAAUUGGAGUGUAUUUGUGCAGGUAUGUAAUAAAUAUAAAUGUUUGAUACUAUUAGUAUGCUACUUUUAUAAGUAGAAAAUAUUCUUUGAUAUUUUAUUAUACUUAUUGUGAUUUUUGACAUUUUGUAGAUUCACAGCAAAAAAAAGAAAUAGGCUAGCUCAGCAGCGCUUAAAUGAUUUGGUAUUUGUGAAAUACAAUCGUGCCUUAAAGCUUCGGUAUGAUGCACGUGAUAAGAUUGACCCCAUCUCUUUGACAGAUAUUGAUUAUAGUAAUGAAUGGUUGAUGGGUAGAAUGGAUGGAGAAAGUGAUAAUGAAGAAGAUGAGUUAGUUUUUGAAGGUGAUGACUUGACAUGGGAUGUCGUUGCUAGGACUAGUGGAGCUGAAGAGCCUGAAUAUUGUACUAGAGGAAAAAAUAUUGCAACCAUGACCUCUAGUUCAAAUGCUAGGCCUAAACAAGUCGAGAAGGGAAAUGCAUCUUCCUCUAUGAGACACUCAUCUCUAAGAUUUAGAGAUGAAGAAGAAGAAGAAGAAGAAAUUGAAUUUGAAGAAGAUGAAGAUGAAGAUAACGAAGAAGAAGAAUACAAUGAGGAUGAUCUUGAGCUUGAUGAUUAAUUUGACUUAUUACGCUUGUUUUGAUGGACUUUGUUAGUUUAAAUUAGAAAGUUGAAAUUUGAAAGUUUGAAACUUUUAUUAAUUUUAUCAUGGUGUUGUUUUGCUUGUUAUAUUUGAUAUUGAUGUGUGUGGAAUAUUAAUAGUUAUCAUAUUUGACAUAGUAUAUGAGUGUGGCAAUAGUCUGGUAAUCAUCAACCUCAUGUUCAAGAGGCGCGCGCCUCGGGCGCGCCUCGCGCCUCGGGCUCUAGGAACUUUUUGCGCCUCGGUGCGCCUCGCGCCUCGCGCCUCUAACAACACUGAUCUGAAGUAGUGUUAUAUCAUGAAUUUCAAUCAACAAUAUUUAAGCACAACAAUAACACAAUUAAACAAUAUAGUUCUUAACAAAAAAAUAGCACUAAAAUAUGGAUACAAUAAUACUUCAUCUAGUGUCACUUAACAUACCAACAAUGAAAAAGAUGUAACAAAAGUACUUAAGCUAAUUCAGUCGCAUAUAAAAAUUCAAUCAUGAGUGAAAAGAAACAAAUUAGCUACAGGCACAUUGGUAAAAGAUUGCCAUCAGCAAGGGAGAUCUUGAGAUUAUCUCAACGCAAUCUGCAAUGUAAUGCGAUGCUCAAAGCCCAUGCGCAAUUUCCCAACAUCAUUUGGCAUAUAUUCAUAUCAAAACUAUACACACACACACACACAAAGACAUCAGCAAUCUCAAAAGGCAUGACUAUUUCCUCAAGCACAUCAUCCAUUGCUGCUUAGAUCUGUUUGCAUUCUCGAAAG
Messenger RNA from Zingiber officinale, 3360 nucleotides. RefSeq lists its product as uncharacterized. NCBI's taxonomy places the organism in Eukaryota, Viridiplantae, Streptophyta, Magnoliopsida, Zingiberales, Zingiberaceae. Bases 631 to 1374 code for a protein of 247 amino acids. The transcript is spliced from 2 exons. The record is from RefSeq and is a predicted model, not a curated record.